Messenger RNA from Lottia gigantea (owl limpet), 510 nucleotides. RefSeq lists its product as hypothetical. The coding region runs from base 1 to 510 and encodes 169 amino acids. The record is from RefSeq and is a predicted model, not a curated record. Lineage: Eukaryota; Metazoa; Mollusca; Gastropoda; Lottiidae. The transcript has 3 exons.
AUGGCACCAAAUAUACAACAUUUAUCAAAUUUGCUUGUAUUGCUUGUGAUUAUCUGUAAAGUUUCAGCCAAAAUAUUGAACGGUACAAAUCUGGCACUUGGUAAAACAGCAAUUCAAAGCAGUAAUCAUCAGGAGUAUAAAGCUGAAAAGGCCGUUGAUGGAAAAACUUCUGGGUACUUUCAGGAAAACUCUUGUUCUCAUACAUACCAAUAUUCAAGGAAUGUAUCUGAAUGGUGGGAGGUAGAUUUAGGUUCCGUGUAUGAUAUUACUGAUAUUAUAAUAUACAACAGAAUUGACUGCUGUGGCAGUCACGAGCCUCUUGGAAUACUUCUCUUGCAGACUUUUGUAAUGACAAUGACUUAUGCUUUUGUUGCCGAUUAUAAGUUACUACGAAUAGGAUUCUUUGGUUAUCAUGUUGAAUAUUUAAACCAUUUGGGUAUACUCACAGGGACCAGUAUCGUGUUUUGCACUGAUAUAAUAUGUGCAAGGGAAACGGAUGCUGGGGAAUAA